Molecule: messenger RNA, 642 nt
Organism: Ostertagia ostertagi
Lineage: Eukaryota; Metazoa; Nematoda; Chromadorea; Rhabditida; Trichostrongylidae
Source: the annotation of a GenBank genome assembly
AUGAUAGGCGAACUAUUCGUACUCGUCUCCGUCUUGGCCUGUUCGUCCGCACAGAUACUCGAUCUGAGUCCAGGACAAGUUCAAGGGUUUGAAUACAUCACGAAGGGUGGUGAAACUGCCGAGGUUUUUCUCGCAAUACCUUACGCCGCUCCUCCCAUAGGAGAACUAAGAUUCGAGAAGCCUGCUGCCGUUUCGCCAUGGAAAGGAUUACAUAAUGGGACAGCGUUCGGUCCUACUUGCCAUCCACAUACACGUCAUGCCACUCUGCCGCCGAAUCCCAGCGAAGACUGCUUAACACUGAAACGUGAUUCGCCCAAAGAAAGCGGUGAGCAUUCCUACGAGGCUGAGUUCAGCCUGAAAGAAGUUUUCUUCAUUGUGAAAUAUUGUCAGGCUCCCCCUGGUGGCUAUCCUAUUCUCCUGUGGGUUCAUGGCGGAGGCUAUGAGAUCGGGUCGGCCAGCUUGUACGGAUACAAAGGAUUUGCGGAUAUCUACAUACCAAAUGACAUUAUCGUCAUCACCAUACAGUAUCGCUUGGGUGUAUACGGUUUCUUCUCUUCUGGUGAUUCGCGCAUUCCUGGAAAUCUCGGCUUAUUCGACAUGGCUGCAGCACUCAAGGUAUUUUUGAAUCAAUUCAUAAAAUAG